This is a messenger RNA of Suhomyces tanzawaensis NRRL Y-17324, 2168 nucleotides long. Its product is annotated as DUF4246 domain-containing protein. The transcript has a single exon. The record is from RefSeq and is a predicted model, not a curated record. Lineage: Eukaryota; Fungi; Ascomycota; Pichiomycetes; Serinales; Debaryomycetaceae. The coding region runs from base 306 to 2000 and encodes 564 amino acids.
GUUGGCCUUGGCCAUAAAAAUCCGGGUAAGGACUUGCCAAUGAUGUCAUGCUGUGCAAGGAAGAAAAUGAUGGUAGGUGCCAGUGGCCUCAAGCUCGUCAAUGGUAACUACUGGAAUGGUGAACACCUCUAUCACACUCUAGUAGCGAAUGAGGUCGAUUCUGGAAGGUAUACCAAGUCCAAAAGACCCUGUGCUCUUGAUAUUAGCCUCUAAAGCAUCUGCGUCACUGGCUGCAUGUCUACCAAAGACUAAAUUGUAUAAAUAGUCUCGUUUUGCCGUUGUUCCUCACUCAAGUUGAAGCCAGCAUGUCCUUGCACAACUUGAGUGAAUUGGCUGAAAGCCUACCCAAACCAACACCACCAUCGCCAUUUCCACAUCCAUACUGGAUUGUGUUCUCAGACUACGGACCACGGUUUCCUAGUAUCGAAGAGAAACUCAUCCAGAAAUUCAGCCAGACCAUAAGAAGCAAGCCCCAAUGGAAACUGAAGUAUAAUAACAGUGACAUUGCUUCCAAGUGGAAACAGGAGUUCAGGGAUGAGUUUGGCAAAGAAACAAGAUCCAUGGAGGGCGUGCUUGACUACGUCUUUCUGGAAUUGAAGUGGAUCGACAAGACUGAAGCUACCCUUGGCGGGUUUACCCUAGGCCCGGACGAGAAGAUCCUCGCCAGUGGUACGGGAAUUGACGCUGUGGUGGAUGAAAAGGUCAAGCUACAAUUGCAAGAACAGGCCAAAGCAUUGGCUAAAUCAUUUGAUGAGGUUGACUACCAUCCAGGUACCACCACUGUUGUUGACUUGGUGCAUCCACUGUUGUUCCCAUUGCAGUACGGUGUGACUCCAAUCAAAAACGAGGACGGCGGUGUAAGUGUUUCGGAAUAUCUGGAAGAGAUCGAAAACAAAAAGAAAAGUGUCAGUUUUGGAAUUUCCAAGAAGUACCAAUGGUUACCCACUUCAAUGACUUUGGACAGUUCGCAAGACUUCCAGUUUACCUCCUACAUUAAUAAUUUGCACCCGGUCAAAUUUGAAAGCCUUUACAAGACUAUUUCACAGGUCUUCAAUGCGGCCGUGCCCGCAUUGAACUUUUCCUUAUCAUACUACGCUUCAGGUUAUCGCUACAAAGUAGAAGUACCCGAUGGAUAUGAGGCUUACCCAAAGGAAUAUGAAGAGUACAUGGAUGCUUUAUAUAAUGAAGAAGACAAAAAGGAAAAGGAAAUAGAAGGAUACGAAUAUGACUAUGACAAGGUGGAAGAGGUACUAAGUGCUAAGAGACUCGAAUUCUUAAAGCCUUUGACUGUCUCAUAUAAGGAAGAUCCCAGCCCUACGAACCCAAUCAAUGUCAAGGAUUUUGACCAGCUCAAGGUAAUUGUCAAGAUGGCUAACAUCGAAUUGACUCCCGAAAACCCUAGCUACCCUGGAGGCAGUUGGCACGUUGAAGGGACUAUCAACGAGAACAUUGUUGCGACUGUGUUGUAUUACUACGAUGUGGAGAAUAUCACCACUUCAACAUUGAGUUUCAGAGCCGGUUUUGAAGAGCCCAGAUAUGAACAAGGUGAUAGCGAGUACUUAAGUACUUACUUUGGUUUAAAGGAUGAGGAUGUAAUGACGAGUCCACUUGGAAGUACUGAAGCCUUUGAAGAUCGCAUUAUCGUCUUCCCCAAUUUCUUCCAACACCACGUUGACCCAUUUGAAUUAAAAGAUAAACAGAAGCCAGGCCAUAGAAAGAUUUUGUGCUUCUUUGUUGUGGACCCCUACGAUACUUUGGCAAUUACUAGUGAUGAUGUUCCACCACAACAAGAAGAAUGGUGGGCAGAUGAACAAUUAAAGGACUACCUUCCUGACUUAUUGAAGGAGAAAAUCCUCAAGCUUAAGGGCGAGAAGAAUUGGCCCCAAACGAUGAAAGAGGCCAAAGAAAUGAGAGAGGACUUGAUGAAGGAGAGGUCUGUGAUUAUCGACGAUGAUAUCUUCGAUCCUUACGAGAGAGAAUUUUCGCUUUGCGAGCACUAAAUGGACUUCCAGUUCACUUGUUUUGCAACCAGUACUGGACCGUGAACAUUGCCCGUAUUGAGUGUUUGAGAGGGCAUUUUAUUUACAGAUUAUAUAUGAUUGUUAGCAUUAAAUAACGCAGUAUUGGUCAGGUAUUUAUAUCUACAUGAGUAAGAAUUUAUCCCAUGG